CGAAUACAAUAAGAAUCACUUAUCGCCGCAAAAAGAGAGGUGUUUGUUAAUAUUAUUUAUUAAUGGAACUUAGAAUAUUAUUUGUUUUAAUAUGUUUUGAAAAUUGACUUAAGUCUUCAAACCGGUUUGCUUCACAGGUUAGGUGCUAAAUGACCCAUAAAAAAACGAGCUAAAGACAGAGGUCUGGGAAUUUUAUAAAAUAAGCACUUCAAUAGAAUCUGGUCCGUAAAAAAACAACAUUCCAAGCUUUUGCUACUACUUAACAUAUAAAAAAAAGAUGCUAAUAAGAAUAUAUCAAUUCUUAUGGAAUUUUCUAAAUGUCAUAGUGACAUGCUAUAAAUUACUUGUUUGGUUGCGUUUGCGUUUGAUUGCCUUUGCGUUAUGGUCAUAUGAUUUAUGUCAAACGCCAAGUACAAAACAACAUAAGGACUUUGUCUUUCUAAGAGCCUGCCGAUCGCAACUAAGUAAAAUACCAAAACAUUUGAAUUUGAUAGUCGGACCAGAAGAUCAACAGGUUAAUGAAGAAGUACUGACACGCAUUUUCAGUUACGCCCUCAUAAUGGGUAUAGAUUGCAUCAGCUUUUAUGAUACCCGCCAAUGCAUAACCAGGAUUAAAAAUCAACCUUUAACAUUGAAGAAGAUCAAAUGCCCUAAAGGUAUUAAAAGUGAAACUCUCGAUAAAUAUAAGGCUGUUUGGCAAACAGAAGCACCGAAAUUAAAUGGUUAUGAAAACUACGCAAUCAAUGGAUCUAAAGGUGCUUUUUGUAAGGAUCAAUUGCACAAUGGUUCCGCUGCGCAACAUAAUACGUUAAAGAUUUAUGAAAUCCAACCAGGAGAUGGUCGUCCCCUGCUAGCACAAAUUUGUCGCGAUUUAUAUCAGCAGCGACACACAUCUAAAAUUCAAAAUCUUUUAAAAGAGCGCAACCUUCUUGCCGAUCAUAUCGGGAAAAUUUUAAAACAUCGUCUUAAUGAUUUAAGUGAACCCGAUCUAACCAUUAUAUUUUCCGAUUAUAUGUGCACGUAUGGAAUGUUACCCUGGCAUACAAGAUUUACCGAAUUCUAUCAACUGGAGACUGGUUGUCGCAUCGAUACCCAAACGUUUGCGCAUAUACUGUGUAAAUACUCACGUUGUGAACAGCGAUGGGGUAAAUAGGUAAAUAGGCAUAAGUAAAAAAAAGUUACUAAAACAAAAAGAUAAAAAAUAACGGAAGCGAUUUCUAUCGUAAGUCAACUCUCAGUUAUUCUUUCUAUAACCAUUUUUUCUUUUUUUGUUGCCAUUUUUCUUUUGCUAAUCACAAUUGUACAAUACAAAACACACAUAAGAAUUUUAUUAAAAAUCAUAAUUUGCUACUGUGUGUAAGUUCAAUUCUUUCCUCUUUAUAUUAAAAUUGUGUUUAAUAUUAAGUUAAAAGCAUGUAUAGGUGUAGUAAAAAAGAUUUCUUAAAUGGUUGUCUGAAAAUCACCUUAAAAAUAAGGAUAAUAAGAACACUCCUCCUGUAAAGUAUAGAAACUUAUAAA
Glossina fuscipes is the source of this 1518-nucleotide messenger RNA. It is a transcript of the gene Tango14, whose product is annotated as dehydrodolichyl diphosphate synthase complex subunit nus1. The record is from RefSeq and is a predicted model, not a curated record. The transcript is spliced from 3 exons. NCBI's taxonomy places the organism in Eukaryota, Metazoa, Arthropoda, Insecta, Diptera, Glossinidae. Gene Ontology annotation, cellular component: dehydrodolichyl diphosphate synthase complex; endoplasmic reticulum membrane. Bases 278 to 1153 code for a protein of 291 amino acids. Gene Ontology annotation, molecular function: ditrans,polycis-polyprenyl diphosphate synthase [(2E,6E)-farnesyl diphosphate specific] activity.